Molecule: messenger RNA, 1969 nt
Organism: Cajanus cajan (pigeon pea)
Lineage: Eukaryota; Viridiplantae; Streptophyta; Magnoliopsida; Fabales; Fabaceae
Source: RefSeq, a predicted model, not a curated record
CAUGUAUUUGAAGUGGCAAAACGGUGAUAACUUAGGCCUGAUGAAGAGCGGGAAAGUGGAAAGCCAAAAUGAAAGUACCCAAUUGAGCAGUUCCCAUCUCGAAAGGCCAUAAAUCACACGAACACGAAGGCGCUCUUCAAAUUGAAAUGAGACCCGCCGCACGCAGGCAGGCGAAGGACUCCUUCAUCCCGCCCACUCCGGUGGAGUACCAGCACCACCGCUUCUCCUCCCGCGACUCCGACGUGAGCAGCCGUCCCUCCUCGGUGGGCGUGGGAGGGCGGCCAACCCUAGAGCUCUACAAGGAACGGUCGUUCCAGCAAUCGGUGGUUUCCACAAUCAACGCCUUCCUCGGCUCCCACAAUUUCCCAAUCAGCUUCAAAUGCAGCUUCCCCUCAGCCAAAGACAUCCACGAAACCCUCAAAUUCCUACUCUCACUCCUCGAUUUCCCUCCCUCCUCGAAACUCGAAGACGAUCUCCCUCUCCUCUUGAAACGCCUAUCCUAUCCUUUCAAACUCAACAAAUCCAUCCUCCGUUCCCCCGCCGCCCCUCACCAAUGGCCUUCCUUCCUCGCCCUACUCCACUGGCUCGUCCAGAUCGCCAAAUUCCACCUCCACCUCGCUGCCUCCCCCAAACACCACAACGCGCUCUACCUCUACACCGUCAACAGCUACAUGCACUACAUCCGCGGCGACGACGACGCCGUCGAGGAACUCGACCGCAGCAUCCGUGACAAGCUCCACCACGAGAAGGCCGCCGCCGAGGAGCGCCUCGACGCCGCGCGCCGCGCCGCCGCCGAGCUCCAGGCCGAGCUCGACGGCCUCCGCUCCGCGCCCUCGCCGAAGGAGGCCAUGGAGGGGGACAGGGCGGUGCUCGAGGACGACGUCAAGAAGUUCCACAAGAUGAUCGAGGAGUUCGCGGCGCGGAUCGAGCAGGCCGAGAGGGCUCUGGCGGAGAAGGAACAGCAGAUGGCGGCGAAGGCCGCCGAGACGGAGCGGAUCCGCGAGGAGAACGAGGAGCUAGGGCGGCGCGUGGAGGCGCAGACGUUCAAUGCGCGCGACGUGGAGAGGAUGAGGAGGGAGUUGCAGGCGGUAGAGAGCGACAUUGCGGAAGCUGAACUUGCUAGGAGUGCGUGGGAGGAAAAGGUGUGGGGUCUUGACUCUGCUCUCUCGCACAAAAUCAAUGACCUCGAGGCUCUCGCUAUGGACUGCAACCAAGCUCUUAAGAGGUUGAAGAUUGGGAAUGAUAUUCAGUAUCAGUUGAAUGCUGAGGGGACUACUCCUACUGAGAUAAUGGGAAUCGAUCACAAACUCAAGCUGAAGCCUGCGCUUAGAUCAUUUGCUGAUGAAAUCAAGAAAAGUUCUAUGGAAAAAUUGGAGGAGUCGAUUUCUUACCAGCAGAAGUCCAGUGAAAAUGCUGCGCGGCUUGAGGGGAAAAGAAAUCAGCUUGAGGCAGUGCAGUCGCGGAUUGAUGAAAUGGAAGUUCAACUGAACAUGAUUAAGAAGGAAACACAAGAAUACACUAUUAGGUGUUCUGCUGAAGCUAAGAAAAUGUUGGAGGAGGUCCAGUUUGCAGAUCAUGACCUGGACAUUAUGGAAAGAGAGGCAGCUGAGGUUCUCAAGACAUCUGAAUUGAAGUUGCAGGAAGCGAUUAAACAAAGUGAAGAAGAAAUUCAAACGCGUGCUAGCGAACUGUUUCAGUUAGUUGAUUCAGUGUCAAAAUACAAAGAACAUGUGGGGUCCAAAAUUUCAAAGAUGAGGCGGGAUCUAUCAGAAACUGCAUCUGCUGUCUCAGAUGCAUAUAAGGGUUCUCUCCCAACUCAAAUUGAUGUUCAUAGUCCACGUUUAUAAUGUAUUUGUCAACUCCAGCAACGUGUCAUUUUGGGUUGCCAUAUCUUCCUUCCCGUGGUAUUUACGUUUUUGCUGUACAAAUGACGGUCAUUUUGAAUAGAUGUUAUUACCAAUUUACAAAA